AUGUAUGCCAUCGCCCCCGGGGCUGUCCAGAUGCCCGCGCCUGCAGAGUUUACAGGGACCGUGGGGGAGCUGUGGUCCUGGCCGCUGUCCUGUCCUGGGCUAUCUGUGCCAGACGUCACGUGCCGAAGCGAUGCCACGGGCCGGGCCCAGAGCCUGGAGCUGGCGGUGCAUGUGGGGCCUGUCGGGUCUGUGAGCGAGCGCGAGGAUCCCACACGCCGACGCCCCUCGGCCUCCAGCCUCACCGGCUCCUGUAUCCGCACCCGGGGCGAACCCCAGGAACGUCGCCCUGUGCCUCAGGACGAGUGGGGGGGGUGCCCCACGGGCGGCAAGGACGAGGAGAUCCCCUGCCGGAGAAUGAGGAGUGGGAGCUACAUCAAAGCCAUGGGCGACGAGGAGAGUGCGGAGUCCGACUCCAGCCCCAAGACGUCGCCCACGGCGGCCAUGCGGCCAGAGCCCCUGCUCAAGCCCAUCGGACCGAGGCCGCUGGCAGAUCUCCAAACCCAGAGCUACCUGCAAGCCGCAAGGGACGUGUCUGCUGCCCACAGCCUGGACCCCUCUGCCAAGUACAACUCCCCGAAAUUCCGCUCCCGGAACCAGAGCUACAUGAGAGCCGUCAGCACCCUGAGUCAGGCCAGCUGUGUGAGCCAGAUGAGCGAGGCAGAGAUGAACGGGCAGUUCGAGUCAGUGUGUGAAUCUGUCUUCAGUGAAGUCGAGUCCCAGGCCAUGGACGCCCUGGACCUUCCCGGAUGCUUCCGGACGCGCAGCCACAGUUACCUCCGAGCCAUCCAAGCUGGUUACUCCCAGGACGACGAAUGUAUUCCCGUGAUGACGCCCUCCAACACCACCCCAACUGUCAGGUCCACAGCAGCCGUGUCGUACGCGAAUUACAAGAAGACCCCGCCGCCCGUGCCCCCGCGCACCACGUCCAAGCCCCUGAUCUCGGUGACGGCGCAGAGUAGCACGGAGUCCACCCAGGACGCCUACCAGGACAGCCGCGCCCAGAGGGCGUCCCCGUGGCCCCAGGAUGGCCGCGGCCUCUACAACUCCACGGACAGUCUGGACAGCAACAAGGCCAUGAGCCUCGCCCUGGAGACGGCCGCGGCCCAGCGCCUCGCUGCCGAGGGCCAGAGCGGCUCCACGCGGACCAGCGACAAGGCCGUCCUGGUGUCCAAGGCGGAGGACUUCCUCAAGAGCCGGCGCUCCUCCAUCGGGAUCCAGGAUUCUGAAUUCCCAGAACAUCAGCCAUACCCAAGGUCAGAUGUGGAAACAGCCACAGAUUCAGACACGGAGAGCCGAGGCCUGCGGGAAUACCACUCUGUCGGCGUCCAGGUGGAAGAUGAGAAGAGCAAAGAAAUUCUCGGGAAGAUCCGGAGUGCCGUGGGGAGUGCACAGCUUCUGAUGUCCCAGAAAUUCCAGCAGUUCUAUUGGCUGUGCCAACAGAACAUGGACCCCAGCGCCAUGCCGAGACCCACGUCCCAGGACCUGGCGGGCUACUGGGACAUGCUGCAGCUCUCCGUCGAGGACGUCAGCAUGAAGUUCGACGAGCUGCACCAGCUGAAGCUCAAAGACUGGAAGAUAAUAGAGUCUCCGGAGAGAAAGGAAGAAAGAAAGGUCCCCCCUCCAAUACCAAAGAAGCCCCCCAGAGGGAAAUUUCCUGUCACGAGAGAAAAGUCCCUGGACCUGCCGGACAGACAGCGUCAAGAAGCCCGGAGGCGGCUCAUGGCUGCCAAGAGGGCCGCCUCCUUCCGCCAGAAUUCGGCCUCGGAGCGCGCAGACAGCAUAGAGAUCUACAUCCCGGAGGCCCAGACGCGGCUCUAG
Molecule: messenger RNA, 1818 nt
Organism: Puma concolor (puma)
Lineage: Eukaryota; Metazoa; Chordata; Mammalia; Carnivora; Felidae
Source: RefSeq, a predicted model, not a curated record